Molecule: messenger RNA, 1274 nt
Organism: Emericellopsis atlantica
Lineage: Eukaryota; Fungi; Ascomycota; Sordariomycetes; Hypocreales; Bionectriaceae
Exons: 1
Coding region: 249-842 (197 amino acids)
Source: RefSeq, a predicted model, not a curated record
UCGGACGCGAAACCCUGCUUGGCGAGACCCUUAUCAACGUCUCGUGCGGCUCUGCUAUGGAUUGUCCAUAGUCUACCUAUUCUCAUCGACCUCUCACGGAUAGACACAGCUUCCUACAGAUAGACACAGCCAAAAAGCAGCGACAAUGAGCACCGUAGGCUGCCACCCGAAGAUUCAAAGAGCUGAGCUAACCCCAACAGGCCACCAAAGAAAACGACACCAAGUCCAAGAAAGACUUGAGUGACAAGAUGAACGCGCCCCAGAAGCAGGAGGAGCAGGAGGAGCAGACCCAAGAGCAGAGCACAGAGCAGAGCAACGGCACCGCGCAAGAAGACAAACCAGAGCAGCCCUCAUCGCAAGACCAGGAUGACAAGGCCAAGCCCGACACGGAAAAGGCCACCAACGGGGAAAAGCCGGAAGACGCCAAGAAGGCGGACCAGGCCAAGCAGGACCCCAAGGCCGAAAAGGACGAGGACUCAAGCGCCGAGUUUGAGGACGCCGUCGACGACUCGUCUGCGCGUGACGACGAGGACGAGGACGAGGACGACGAAGAUGAUGACUCAGAAGAGGAGUCUGACGAGGAAGAGGACGAGUCCGAGAGCGAGGAGGAGGAAGAGGAGCCGACCACACCCAAGGGCCAGCUCACGCGCCGCAAGCAGCAGUGGCAGGAACAGCGCCAGCUGCAGCAGAAGCAGAAGCAACAGCAACAGCAGAUGCAGCAGCAAGGUGGCGGCGGCGGUGGGAAGAGCGAGUCCCUCAAGCUGCGGCUGGACCUCAACCUGGAGAUUGAGAUUGAGCUCAAGGCGCGGAUCCACGGUGACCUCGAGCUUUCUUUACUGUAGGUGGGUCCCUAUCUUAUUAUUCUGGGCAGGCAUCGUGUUGACGCUGACAGUGACGGGUAAUUAGCGAGGGAUAGCGGGCGUUGCGAUCGAGUUUGGUAGCUAGCUGGCGUUGGGUAUUGUCUUGUCUUGUAAUGAGCACUCAUCUUAAGCGUGUAUAUUGCUCGAGUGUCUGGCGAGAAGAAAAUAUAUCACUCCUUCACUAUUGUACAGGCAUGCGAGAUGGUCUUUGACAGUAUAUGCAUUAAUAUAUUGACAUUACACAAAUCUGGUGUUACCUGCCAUCGCCCGUCUGUCGUGUGACAGAUGGCCAUCCAUCACUGCUUGGCCAUUUGCUUCUUGGCCAGGACCGCCUUCAAGGGAUUCUUGCCCUUGAAGCGCAAAAGUGUAGCGGCAAAGAUGACAAAGUAGUUAAACGCAAUGAACCCGCAAAAG